UUAAUUAACAAUUUAAAAGUAAGUUAUAUUUCUACCAGCAGCCUCAAUACUUAAGAAAUUCCUUUGUAGUGCAGCAGUUAAGGUUCAAGCAUUGUCACUGCAGUGGCUUGGGUUCCUGCUGUGGUGCUAGUUUUGUCACUGGCCAGGGAAUUUACACACACCUCAUAUGGGGGGAGGAAGAAGGAGUUAAGUCCUCUUGUUGUUUGGAACAUAACAAUACUUCCAUGGAUUAAUGCAUGUCAACAAAUUUAUCUGAUUUUAAGAGGUUUUAAUAAUUUUUGGUAUGUUACGUAUGUGUAAUCCUCAUCUAUUUCUUCAUUUGCAGUGUCAUUCUUGUUUGAAAUCAUGGAAAAUUGGAAUCUCACUUCAGAUUUCAUUCUCCUAGGACUCCUUAACCACACAGGACCACAUCUAUUUCUUUUUGUGAUGGUUCUCACAACUGCCUUCUCCUCCUUAGUGGGCAAUGCCCUCAUGCUUCUCCUGAUUCUCCUGGACCCCCAACUCCACAGGCCCAUGUACUUCCUACUGAGCCAGCUCUCCCUCAUGGACAUGAUGCUGGUUUCCACAAUUGUGCCCAAAAUUGCUGCUGACUACUUGACUGGCAGAAAUUCCAUCUCCCCUGCUGGCUGUGGGUUGCAGAUCUUUUUCUUCCUCACCUUGGGAGGGGGUGAGUGCUUCCUCUUAGCAGCCAUGUCCUAUGACCGCUAUGUCGCUAUUUGCCACCCACUGAGAUACCCAGUCCUCAUGAGCUGGCAAAUAUGCCUGAGAAUGAUUUGGGGGUCUUGGUUCCUGGGUGCAGCUGAUGCACUCAUGCAGGCUGCUGCUACCCUGACCUUCUCAUACUGCAGUUCACAUGAGAUCAAUCAUUUCUUUUGUGAAGCCCCAUCUCUGGUGCGUUUGGCUUGUGCUGACACGUCUCUCUUUGAGUCUGUCAUGUACAUAUGCUGUGUGUUAAUGCUCCUGGUCCCCAUCUCCCUCAUCCUGAUUUCCUAUAGUCUCAUUCUUACUACAGUUCUCCAGAUGCGCUCUAAUGAAGCCCGCAAGAAGGCUUUUGCCACCUGCUCCUCUCAUCUAUCUGUGGUGGGACUCUUUUUUGGAGCAGCCAUUUUUACCUACAUGAGACCCAAAUCAUACAGAUCAGCAAACCAUGAUAAGAUUGUGUCAGCAAUCUAUACUAUCUUCACCCCAGUGCUGAACCCCCUCAUCUACAGUCUGAGGAACAGUGAGGUCAAGGGAGCUCUCAGAAAAUGUAUGGGUCAGUGUGUUGCUUUAAACAGUGAUUAAGGUUACAUUGAUUCGCCCAAAAGUUCAAAGCUAUACAGAGUUACAAGGUUUUUAUACAAAAUUUCCUUGAAGGAGGUUAUGUACACAUAUCUAUAUCUCAUUUCUAUUUUACUUUGGAAUACUUAUGGAUCUCCAAACUUUGGGAUUAUUUAUGAAGCAGCCACCAAUAAAUCAAACUGUUGAUUGCUAAAAUCUGUUAUUCACAAACUCUUAUUAAAAUGUUUCUGCACCAUACCUCACAAAAAAUAAUUGUUCAAAGAAUGAAAAAAGUAGUGAAAUAAUGUUGAAGUUCCCUCAUUUUAAAAUUUGAAUUAAAAUUUAUAAACACUAGAAUACUCAGAUGUGAAGGCUGCCUUUCAACCAGUUGCAGUGUACAUGCGUUUACACCCACUAACAAGAGACAAAACUUUGCCAGACUAGAAACGCCCCUCAGACAUUUUUCUAGUAAAAUACUUCAACCUAGAGACAACCACUCUUCUGAUUUAGAUCUCUCUUUAUUAGUUUA
Molecule: messenger RNA, 1789 nt
Organism: Sus scrofa (pig)
Lineage: Eukaryota; Metazoa; Chordata; Mammalia; Artiodactyla; Suidae
Product: olfactory receptor 2T8-like
Biological process (GO): G protein-coupled receptor signaling pathway
Cellular component (GO): membrane
Molecular function (GO): olfactory receptor activity; G protein-coupled receptor activity
Source: RefSeq, a predicted model, not a curated record